GUUCUGCCUCGUCGUGGUACCCGAACAGCCACUGUUACCGGACAUAAGGGAGCGGAAGGAGCGUAGAUGAGUUCUGCUGUCUGCGUCCUCGAAGGAGCCUAUACUUCUAUGCUGGCGAACUUAUUUGGUACGACCUGGGGUUGCGUCGGGGUAGCUAGCAAAGCGUCUGUCGGUGUCGAAGAGGAGAUUACGAUUACUGAUAGACAGCGAUUGAAGAGGGCGGGGAGCGCAACGUGCGGUAGGAGAAGAAGAAGAAGAAGAGCAAGUCGAGAGAGUGUAGGCGCAGGCGCCGUAGGUGAUGUGAGGCUGGCGCCCGCCUCACGUUUGGGGUGAUGCCCUCCAGUGAGCCUCAUCCCCCUCAGUACCACCUUCAGCACCACAACAUUCCUCCCUCGCAUCUUCAACAUCACACGUCGACCGCGAUCGGGCAGCAUCAGCUCUAUCAGCAGCUGGUGGCGGCCCAUCAUCAGCAACAGCAACAACAACAGCAGCAGCAGCAGAGACAGCAGCAACACGGCGGGCCCUUUCAAAAUUCCACGUACGCGCAGCAAAAGCAGGAGAUGAGCCCGGAGGAGGAGGGGGGUCGAGGGGGCGGGUCCCCCCCGGCAGCAGGGGCUGCGCUGCACCAGCCCCAUCACCCCCGCACGGCCAGUCCACCCUCGGGCACGGAACCCUGCACCCGCGAUGCCAUACCAACGCCUACACCUAUCGCGGAUACGACCACAACGACUACCACGACUACCAUGACAAUGCAAUCGCAAGGGCAACAACAAGAGAAGCAAGGUCCUAGCCCCAGCCCGAGUCCAACGGGCGGCGACGUUGAGAAAUUCGAUGGAAAGAUUGUCUACAAUCCCGAUGGUUCGGCGUACAUCAUCGAAGGGGAGAGCGAGCUCAGCGAAGACGACUCCUUGCCGGACGGUUGUAUCGUAGACGGGCGCGGUGUCUCGGUUCCUCAUUCACUAGUAUUUCCUCAAAUAGCGAACGCGUACUACGUGUCGCGGCUCUACGCGCAUCAAGCCUAUCAGCAGCAGCAGCAACAGCAACAGCAACGUUCGGCGGUGCAACAGCACAAUCCCGAUCUUCCCGUGAUGCACAGCUAUCGGGUGAUCAGCUACAGAAGCGCGGAGGGCAGUAAACAGCCGCCCCCACCUCCGACCGCGCCGCCCUCGCCCGCCGCCUCGGUGCCCGUAAAACCCAUUCUGAUGUGUUUCAUAUGCAAGCUCAGUUUCGGUUACGCGAAAAGUUUCGUCGCGCACGCCCAGGGCGAACAUCAGCUCACCUUGAUGGAGGACGAACGACAGGUGCUCUCCCAUUCGACGGCGUCGGCCAUCAUUCAAGCCGUGGGCAGAGGAAAACAGCCGCUGGUCAGUUUUCUCGAACCCGUGACAAAUUCCACUUGCUCGCAGCCGUCGUCCGUGCAGAUACAAAGUCAACAGCAACAGCCGCGCCCCGAGUCCAACGAGCACGAGAUACCGACCACGACCAGCACGCCAACCAGCACUCCCGGCGUACCGAGCAGUCCUCAGCAGCAGCAACAGCAACAGCCGCAGAGGCCGUCCCCGAGCACCCCCACCACGCCCACCUCUCAUACGAAUCAUCCUCUCGCGUACAAUCAUCAACAGACGCAGCAACACCAAUGGGCCGGGGCGCAGGUGAGCGCCGCUUCCUGGGCCAAGGCACCGGACGCCGCCAGCAUGCAUUACACGUCGCCGCCGCCGCCCACGUCCUCGACGAAAGGCUCCCCGUCCUCGUACGCCGCGUUGACCCAGCAACCGCCGAAUUUCCUCACGGGCACCACCAUCGGGGUCUGCCCGGAACACAUGCAAGGCAGACCGAGCGGCGUCGAGUGCCCGAAAUGCGAACUGAUCCUCGCCAGCAGCAGACUGGCCGGCCCCGGCGGACCGCUGGCCGGCAUUCACAGCCGCAACUCCUGCAAGACCCUCAAGUGUCCUAAAUGCAACUGGCACUACAAAUACCAGGAGACCCUGGAGAUACACAUGAAAGAGAAGCAUCCCGAAAGCGAAACGUCCUGCAUAUACUGCAUCGCCGGUCAACCCCAUCCAAGGUUAGCGCGCGGCGAAACGUACACGUGCGGCUACAAGCCGUACAGAUGCGAGGUGUGCAACUAUUCGACCACGACAAAGGGCAAUCUCAGUAUUCACAUGCAAAGCGACAAGCAUCUGAACAACAUGCAGGAGCUACAGCAGGGCGGUGGCGGGAGCUCGGGCGCCAACAAUCCAUCCUCGUCCCAAGACGCGCCGAUGCCGACGAGAAGUCCGCACCAUCAGCAGAACCACAGCCCGCACAUCGCUGGCCAGGCCGGAAACCAAAGCAAACCGAAACCGACGUUUCGUUGCGACGUGUGCAACUACGAGACCAACGUAGCGCGCAACCUGAGGAUACACAUGACCAGCGAGAAACACACGCACAACAUGCUGGUGCUGCAACAGAACGUGAAGCACAUGCAGACCCUGUCCGCGUUGCAGUCCCAUCAUCAGCAAGCACAUCAUCAUCAGCAAGCGCAACAGCAGCAUCAACAGCAGCUCGAGCAGCUGCUUCAUCUGGGUGGGUUGGACAAGCCUCAGCACGCCGAGGCGGCCUUGGCGGACAUGGCGUACAAUCAGGCGUUGCUGAUCCAAAUGAUGACCGGCGGUCAGCUGCCGCCUCAGCUACCGCCGGAGCUUAUGGGCGGCAUGGCCAGCAUGGGCGCGAUGGGCAACCUCGCCGGGGACGUUGGUCUGUCGCCGGACAGCAUGGAUCCGCCGCCGGAACCGGCAGACCCCGAUCCCUCUCAUCUGUAUCAGUGUUGCGUGUGCAACAACUUCGGUACCGAUUCCUUGGAAGCCAUGGGCCACCAUCUAGCCAUCGACAGAACGCGGACUCGCGAGGGCGAGAUCCUCGCGUUGGUAGCCAACCACUUCGUCUGCAAACUUUGUUCCUACAAAACCAACCUGAAGGCGAAUUUCCAACUCCAUUGCAAAACCGACAAGCACCUUCAGCGUCUGCAGCACGUGAACCACGUGAAGGAGGGCGGCCCCCGGAACGAGUGGAAACUGAAAUACUUGGCGUCGCCCACCAGCGCGGCGCAACUGCGUUGUCAUGCGUGCGAUUAUUACACCAACAGCGCCCAUAAAUUGGCCCUGCACGCCGCCUCGCCGCGACACGAGGCUGCCGCCCUGCUUCUCCGUCACCUGCUAGAGGCUAGCGCCAACGUGUCCUCGCAGGGUAAAUUGUAUCACUGUGCCCUGUGCGGAUUCAGCGCGAGACACCGAUUGCCGCUUCUGCAGCACGUCCGGUCCCUCAGACACCUUCAGAUGGAACAACUCCAUCAGCUCCAUCGGCGAAGCGGCAUCCAAGGGAACGAAACCCCUCACACCGACAUCGGUGACGUUUUCCAAGUUGUCAGCGAUCCUGACGCUCCACCCACCCAGCAAUCCAGCCCCACCAUACCCACCACUCCAAACGCCACCAACGCCAACAGUGAACGACGGGAGGAAGGUAGCGAGUGCGGUAACGAGGUGAAGCAAGAGCCGGAUAACGAUCAAGAACCAGAGCAAGAACCGGAAAACGAACACGAGGAUGUCACCUGUCCGUAUUGCACUUAUCAGCCAACGUCGCGCGAGGAAUUGAGGCAACAUUUGCAAGUGGCCCACGUUCAGGAUUCCGAGGAGAAACCAGAGACUGUGAAGGAGGAACCACCGCCGGAACUGUUGUGCCCGUUGUGUCAGGAUGGCUUCAGAGAGCGUUCCGCGCUGGAGAAGCACGUGAUGCAAAUACACUCGGUGAACUCCGACGGUUUGCAACGGUUGCUGUUGCUGGUGGAUCAGAGCCACUGGCUGAACAACAAUCCUAGAAAUUCCACGACCCCGGCGGUGACCACGCCAACGUCGCCGACCACCGCGAAGCCUCCCCAGGAAGAAGAUAUGAGCGAGCGCGGCGCCAACGACGAGAUCGAGGAGUUGUCGAGAUGCACCGUCUGCGGGCGUAUUUGUCGUUCUUUGGAGGAACUGCAGCAACACCACAGGGAGACUCAUCCUGCUACCACGCCCACGCUGGCAGUCAGCGAGAAACACGUUUACAAGUAUCGGUGCGGUCAGUGUAGCCUCGCGUUCAAAACUCUGGAGAAGUUACAACAGCACUCGCAGUAUCACGCGAUCAGGGACGCGACGAAAUGCGCGCUGUGCGGACGAUCGUUUCGCUCGGUGCAGGCGCUGCAGAGACACCUGGAGUCCACUCACGCGGAUAUGCACGAGGAGGAGCUCGCGCAGUACAAGCAGAGCCUGAUACACGCGCAUCCGCUUCUGCAGGCGCUCACCGAGGAGAGCUUUCGUCGACAAGGUAGUCUGAGCGGGGAACAGAACGUGGAGGACGAUGCCAGCAAGGCGGACGAGGAGGAGAGCGACGCGAGCGACUCGUCGCCGCUGCACAAAGAGCAACGACUGCUGGAGGACUAUCUGAACAGCCAGCCGGUCGCCGAGGACUCCUACCAGGAUCCGGGCAGGAAGUUCAAGUGUCAUCGCUGCAAGCUUGCGUUCACGCGGCAGAGCUACCUGACCGGGCACAACAAGACGCUGUUGCACCGCAAGGGGGAGAAGAUGUCCUACCCGAUGGAGAAGUACUUGGACCCGAACAGACCAUACAAGUGCGACGUGUGCAAGGAGAGCUUCACACAGAAGAACAUACUUUUGGUUCACUACAACAGCGUGAGUCACCUGCACAAGCUGAAGAGAGCCAUGCAGGAGCAGGGCAACAACAACACGUUGAUCUCGGUGGUGCCGCCGGCCAGUCCUACAGAGUCACCAGACUCCCAGCAGGACCAAGACAAGAAACCCUACAAGUGCAACAUCUGCAAGGUCGCCUAUUCCCAAGGCAGCACGUUGGACAUACACAUGAGGAGCGUGCUUCAUCAGACCAGGGCCAGCAAGCUGCCGGAUCUCGCCGCCAGUGGUCAACUGGAUCUUGCACGUCCGUUGAUCGAACAACCGCCGACGAGUCCGAACAGUCCGCCCAUCAACACCAAUACCAGCAACGCCGGGACGAUGUUAUCCUGUCCCCGGUGCAGCGCUCUGUUCGUCAACCAGGAGCAGCUCGCCACCCAUCAGCAGCUCUACUGCAUCUUCAGCAACCCGCUGGCGUUGUUUCAGCAAUUGGCGGCGUCUCAGCAGCUGGUCCCGUCCACGCCCGCGAAAACGCCACCGCCCAGCUCGACGACGCCAGGUCCGCAGCAACACAUACAACAGACCGCCCAACACGUCGCGCAGACCACGCAGGACAUCCUGUCGCAGCCACGUCACAAAACGUCGCAAAUGUACAAACACCUGCUGGAGAGUUUCGGUUUCGAUUUGGUAAUGCAGUUCAACGAGAACCAUCAGAGACGUCAGCGGAAGGAGGAGGAGGCGGUGGCCGCCGCGCUACAGGCUCAGCAGGAACAGCAGAAGCAGGAGCAACAGAAACAGGCGCUCGCCGCUCAAGCAGCGCGCGAGAGGGAGGAGGAAGCCGAGGAACACACCGACGACGACGUCAUACCGGAGUUGACCAAAAGCACUUGCCAGCAUUGUAACAAGGAAUUCAGCAGCGUGUGGGUAUUGAAGGCUCACUGCGAGGAGGUGCAUCGCGACCUGGUGCCCCGCGAAUUUUUGGAGAAGUACGCGCAGCAAUUCAAAUGCGAGUACGAGAAGAAAAGCGUCGUGGUCACCGUCGCGACGUCCUCGUCCACGUCCUCGGCGCCCAGGAGUUCCACGCCCGCGUCCGGCCAACCGCAAGAUCUCACUUCCGACAAGGAACAGCGCGACAAAGAGAAGGAGGAAAGCACGGAGAACAAGGAACGCGUCAGCAAGACGCCCGAGGCCACGUCCACCACUCCAGCCACCACUCCGGCGCCGAGCAACACGCCAGUGUCGAGCACCGAUUCCACUACACCGAUCGUGCUCACCACUAACUCGACCCAUCAUAUUCAACAGCAGCAGCAGCAACAGCAACAACAACAACAGCAGCAGCAGCAACACGCUCAGCUAACCCUGGCCCAGCAAAUGUCCGAGAUGCAAGCCGCUCUGAACGCUAUGGCUGCCUCGCAGCUGCAGCAGCAGCUUCAACAGUAUCCGGGAUUGAUGAUGGGUAUGAUGGGGCUACCGCUCGGACUGAACGUUCCUGCUCUGGCGGCCAUGAACCUUCAACCACCGUUGGUGCCGAUGAUGUUACCACCACCUCCGUACGACGGGGCUACCACCGCUUACCCGCCUAUCAACGCUCAAGCUGAUCUCCUGGCCAAACAACAUCUCGCCUUGCAACAGCAACAAGCAGCAGCGGCAAAUGUAGCUGCUUCGCAGAAACGAGCACGCACUCGUAUAACGGAUGAACAGCUUAAAAUUCUACGAGCACAUUUCGAUAUUAAUAAUUCUCCCGGCGAGGAGCAAAUAUUGGACAUGGCAGCACAGAGUGGCCUGCCGCCGAAAGUAAUCAAACACUGGUUCCGAAACACGUUGUUCAAAGAACGUCAACGCAACAAAGACAGCCCGUACAAUUUUAACAACCCUCCGAGCACCACUUUGAAUCUCGAAGAGUAUGAGAAAACCGGAGAGGCCAAAGUAACCCCGCUGAAUUCCAGCGUAUCCGGUAGCAGUUCCUCGGACGAUAAAAGUCCAAACAAGCAAGCGUCACCGCCGCCUGCGACGAUGAACAUCAGCGUGUCUCAGGGCAGCGAGAUAAAGCAGGAGGUUCAGGAGCAACCGCAAUGCCACGUUCAACAGCACACGCAACACCAGGAGGAGCAACAGCAUCAUUCGCCAGGAAGCUCGGGCGGGCAACAGUCUCGACCGCAUUCGCCGGCGCUGAGCAUCAGCUCCGUAUUUCCCAGCAUCCAUCACGACAUCGCGUCGCACACGCCAACGACCACGAGCGCGCCGAGCACACCGAUGCUCCCGCCGAAGCUUGGACCGCAAAGUUUCACCAGUCCGAAUCCUGGACCGGGCGGUGUCGUGCCCGGCGCCAUAGCGGCGAUAGCUCUCACUCCUCAAAGAUCUCUGAGCCCCGGACGUGGACCGACCGAUUACUCUUUCGGCGGGAACGGGAACGGCAGCAAUUCAUCCGGCGGCAGCUCUGGAAAACGCGCGAACCGAACGAGAUUUACCGAUUAUCAAAUAAAAGUUCUUCAAGAGUUCUUCGAAAAUAACGCGUACCCGAAAGACGACGAUCUGGAAUAUCUGAGCAAGCUUCUUGGAUUGAGCCCGCGCGUAAUCGUAGUUUGGUUCCAAAACGCUAGACAGAAGGCACGUAAAGUUUAUGAGAAUCAACCGGCUGCCGAACCCGUGACACCUGGCGCCCGCGAAAGCGACGACGGUUCAGGCCGCUUUCAAAGAACUCCGGGCUUGAAUUACCAAUGUAAAAAGUGCUUACUGGUGUUUCAGAGAUACUACGAACUGAUUCGGCACCAGAAGACGCACUGCUUCAAAGAGGAGGAUGCAAAGAGAAGCGCGCAAGCGCAGGCUGCAGCGGCUCAAGUGGCCGCCGUGUUGAGCUCCGAAGAUAGCAACAGCAGCUCAACGACAACCACUGCAAACGCUGUGUCCGCUAACCCGACGAACGCUCCAGCACUCGCGGAACAACUCCAGCAACCGUUGAACGCUACCACGUCUCCUCAUCAUCAGCAACAGACGAUGACGCAAACGCAUCAGCAGCCGCAACAGCAGUUGCAACAACAGCAACAGACGCAGUCGCAGACCGAGUCGAAGGAGGGUAGCUUUCAGUGCGACAAAUGCAACCUGAUGUUCGGACGAUUCGAACUCUGGCGCGAACAUCAGCUGGUACAUAUCAUGAACCCGUCCCUGUUCCCACCGGCCUAUCCGCCCGACUCUCCGUUCGGUAUAUUGCAACAACAGGCGCUAAACGCCACGUCCGGCGUGGCCGCCGACACCUCCCAUCCGCUGAUCGCGAUGAUGCAAGACAGAAAACGAAAGUACGACGACUUCGAGGAGGGGACAGGCAGCGAGACGCGCUCCAACUCCGAGCACAGCGAGCAGCCCAAAGACAAACGUUUGAGAACGACGAUACUGCCGGAACAGCUGGACUAUUUGUAUCAAAAGUAUCAGGUCGAGUCGAAUCCGUCGAGAAAGAUGCUGGAGACGAUCGCUCGCGAGGUAGGCUUGAAGAAGCGCGUCGUUCAGGUGUGGUUUCAAAAUACGCGCGCCCGCGAACGCAAGGGUCAGUUUCGCGCGCACAGCCAAGUGAUUAACAAACGUUGCCCGUUCUGCCCGGCGUUGUUCAAGGUGAAGUCCGCGUUGGAGUCGCAUCUCAGUAGCAAGCACGCCGACCAGGUAGCCCGCGGCGAGGUCAACAUCGAUAACAUCCCGGACGAAGAGCUCUCGAUGGAGUCCGCUCCCUCGAACCCGAGCACGCCGAACAUGAUGCCGCCGUUGUUCCCGCCCUUCAACACCGACAUGGAGGCCUCUCUGAAGAAGUACUACGAGGAGUCGAUGAAACGAUACAUCAGCGAGCUGCAGGCGCACGCCAGCAACGGUAAACAAGAGGCAGCGAACCACCAGAGCGGCAACAACAGCGGCGAGUCGCCGUUGGAUCUGAGCAAACCGGUCGACCUCAGUCGCCCGAUGAAACUGAGUCUAGGCGGUCUGAGCAACCUCCUCGAGGAGCAGCACGGCGUGCAUUUUCGCGGCGGCAGCGACUGCGGCCCCCUCACCGAUCUAUCCGAGAGAAGCAUCUGCGACGACGACAGCAUGAGCGAGACCACCGAAUUCUUAGACGACGAGAGUGGACCAGCGAGCCCGGCGUCGAGCACGCAGAGCUCGCGACAGGGACCAGCAUCCGUGGGAGUCGGGGGCACCUCGGUGACCCCGGUGACCGGUACUGGAAGCGGAACCAGCCAGUCCAGCGGCAAAAGGUAUCGCACGCAGAUGUCAGCGACCCAGGUGAAGGUGAUGAAGUCGCUGUUCUCGGACUACAAGACACCGACCAUGGCUGAAUGCGAGAUGCUCGGUCGCGAGAUCGGACUGCCGAAACGCGUGGUUCAGGUCUGGUUUCAGAAUGCCCGCGCAAAGGAGAAGAAAGCUAGAUUGGCGGCGGGCUUGCCAGCCGAAGGCUCGGCGGUGCAACCGCAUCGCGGACCGACCGGGCCCGACGAGUGCAGACUCUGCUCGGUACGAUACUCGGCGAAGUCGCCGUUGCAGGAGCACGUAUUCUCGCGGCGGCACAUCGAGUCGGUGCGCGUCGCCGUCGAAGAGGGCAGCCUGGUGCCGCCGACACCUGGUGCACCGAUCGUUCCUAGCGGUAACACCGGUACGCCUGGGAUCGGUAACUCGCCGGUGGUCGGUGCCGCUAAUCAGCAAACUGGCCAGCAGCAGCAGCAGCAGCAGCAGCAGCAAACGGACGAAAACAUGAUGUACGGAUCUUUGUUCCUCCACCCUACGGCGAUGUUCCAGCCGCAGCAGCAGCAGCACUCGGGCGCCGCGACGGCUAGCACGGCUACCACCACGGCCGGUGAGUGUCUGGCUGACCUCUUAGACUCGUAAGCGACCGCUCGACCCGCGUUUCGUUCGAAAUUCUGAUCUAUUUCGCGACCAGAACUCUCAAACGUUGUUCGAAACACAUUUCUUUUUUUUUUAUUAUCGUAUUUUAUUACGUUUUUUUUUUCUUUUUUUCGUAUUUGGUUCUUUUUUGACCGAUCGACUGCUCGUCGAGCACGAACGUACCGUAGACACGUUCGACGCGUUGAACACUUUUCUCGACUGCCCUUUUAAUUCGUAAACGCGAGUCGUUCGGAGCUAUUAUAUAUAUAUAUAUAUAUAUUUUUUUUUUGUUUCUUUUCUUUUUUUAAUCCGCGACGAUGAAUUUCGAACUCGCGCGAGUUACGUCGUUGUAUGUUGUGCACGUGUUUCUUCGUUUUAUCCGCGUGUGUACACGCGCACCUGUACAAUUUUGGCCCGUGUGAUACUCUAGGGGGCCCGUCAACUAUGGAAUCUGUACGCAGAAAAUUCUUUUUUUUUCGCGAGAUCUUUACAUGUAUAGUGCGAAUAUAAUAUAUCCAGAGCUAGGCAAUACUGAAAGUUCCUAUCAGAUGACUAUUCUAGCGUAAAAGAGAAUGCGAGAGGGCGAAAGAGAUGAACAGGAGAGAAAGUGAGCGCGACAGAAUGAACGAGAGAAAAGUGUGUGCAAGUGAGUAAGAGAGCGCGAGUGAGUCGAGGAUUUAACUUUUUAAUUAAAACGAUCGUCGCAAAACGGAGA
Colletes gigas is the source of this 10230-nucleotide messenger RNA. It is a transcript of the gene zfh2, whose product is annotated as zinc finger homeobox protein 3. Gene Ontology annotation, molecular function: RNA polymerase II cis-regulatory region sequence-specific DNA binding; zinc ion binding; DNA-binding transcription factor activity, RNA polymerase II-specific. The record is from RefSeq and is a predicted model, not a curated record. Gene Ontology annotation, cellular component: nucleus. Bases 333 to 9518 code for a protein of 3061 amino acids. Lineage: Eukaryota; Metazoa; Arthropoda; Insecta; Hymenoptera; Colletidae. The transcript is spliced from 7 exons. Gene Ontology annotation, biological process: regulation of transcription by RNA polymerase II.